AUGUUAGAUCGUCUUUCAUCAGAUAUUGAAGAUAAUCGGAAACAAAUUAUUGUCAAUCAUUUAUCACCACACAAUAACAAUGAUAUUAUGUUUAAUCAAGUCUAUAAAGAACUUCAAAAUAAUUACUGUUCAUCACCAUUUAUUUCAUUAUUUUUACACUUAGACGGCAUUAGUUUAUGUAAAUCAAGUAAACUUACAUUAUGGUUGUUCAGUUGUAGUUUUAUUGAACUUCCUGUUCAUCUACGGUAUCACCGCUUUAACAUGGUUAUUCUUUCAGUCUGGGUUGGUCAUCAAGAACCACUUAUUGAUUUAUGGUUAUCUGAAUGUUUAAAUCAACUGAAACAUCUUAAGAAUAAAAGUAUUUAUGAACUUUUUUCAGUGAUAAGAUUUACCAAACAACAAUAUUAAAUGCAGUGCAUAGAGUUGAGAUUAGUCGUAAAAAGAAAGUAGUUCUUCGAAACCAAUCGAUUUUAAAGAAAAUAAGUCAAUUCAUUCAUCAGGAAAAUUUUUUCUUGUAUAAUAUAGCAUAAUAUUGCUCAACAACUGUUGAAUAAUUUUUUGCAUCAAUUUUUGCUAACCUGAGAUAUUAUUACAUUUCCAAAGUAAGUUCUUAUUUUAAUAAUUUUUUAUUUUUAGAUGAUUUAUAAAUAAAUUUUAUUUUUAUUUAUAGAUGAUUUAUAAAUUUUAUUUUUAUUUUUAGAUGAUUUAUAAAUUUUAUUUUUAUUUUUAGAUUAUUUAUAUAUUUUAUUUCUAUUUUUAGAUGAUUUAUAAAUUUUAUUUUUUUUUAGAUGAUUUAUAAUUUUUAUUUUUAGAUGAUUUAUAUAUUUUAUUUUAUUUUUAGAUGAUUAAUAUAUUUUAUUUUUAUUUUUAGAUGAUUAAUAUAUUUUAUUUUUAUUUUUAGAUGAUUAAUAUAUUUCAUUUUUAUUUUUAGAUUAAUAAGAAGGACAAAUCAAAAUAAAAGUGUUAAUAUUAAUUAAUGCGGGUGCCCAGCCCGGUUGGAGGUUUCAUUUCUUUUUUCCUGAUGCAGCUCCAAUGAUAUAUCAAAUAAAUAUUAAUGUUUUAAAAUAUAACUUUUAGAACAUUAAUAUUUAUUUGAUAUAUCAUUGGAGCUGCAUCAGGAGAAAAGAAAUGAAACCUCCAACCAGGCUGGGUACCCACAUUAAUUAGUUUUUGUGUUAUUUUGAGAGCGGAGGGGAACGGGGGGGGAGGGAGGGCAAAUUGAAAAACCUUAUGUGGAAUACGGUAACAAACGACAUUGUAUACGACCGUUUACGAUCGUUUACAGUGGUCGUAUAGACGUCGUAUUUCGCCGUAUACGACACGACGAUAUACGGUCGUAAUUCUGGCGUCAAGUAAUACGGCGAAAUACGGUCGUAUACGAUCGUAAUGUACGCCGUAUACGACCGUACACGAUCGGAUACGCCGUCGUAUACGAUCGUUUACGACUGUCGUAAUCCUCGUCCUGGGU
This is a messenger RNA of Rotaria sordida, 1468 nucleotides long. Lineage: Eukaryota; Metazoa; Rotifera; Eurotatoria; Philodinida; Philodinidae. The record is from the annotation of a GenBank genome assembly.